Aspergillus viridinutans is the source of this 228-nucleotide messenger RNA. RefSeq lists its product as uncharacterized. The record is from RefSeq and is a predicted model, not a curated record. NCBI's taxonomy places the organism in Eukaryota, Fungi, Ascomycota, Eurotiomycetes, Eurotiales, Aspergillaceae. The transcript has 2 exons. Bases 1 to 228 code for a protein of 75 amino acids.
AUGAACGCAUGCAAAGGCUCUAUGUUCAAGAUUUAUCUGGUGUGGAGGGUCCGCAAGUCGAGUAUCAAGAAAGAAUCAAGCGUCAAGACGUACUGGAAGGUCCUCGAGCUGUGGAUCCCGGCCUACUUUUCUCCCACCUACUCUUUGGAUACCUCGAAGAAGGAGAAGGCCGGCAUCUUUGUCGGGGACCUCGCCGUGCUCCUGAAUUAUUACUGGAUUCGCAACUAG